UGCUCUAUGGUUCGUUAGGCGGCGGCGGCGCUCGGUUUGAAUGGCGCGGCGCGAACAUGGCGGCGCGGUCGCUUACUCCGCCGCCGCCCCGCCGGCCUGUGCUCAGCCCCACCGGGCCCAGCCCCUCAGGGCAAUGCCAACGGAUGAACAUUCCUGAGGACCAAGCAGACAAGUUGCUUCUAGCAAGCUGGGGCCUUCCCAAAGCAGUCCUGGAGAAAUACCACAGCCUGGGAGUUGUGCAUAUGUUUGAAUGGCAGGCAGAGUGCCUGAUGCUUGGGCAAGUCCUGGAGGGGAAGAACCUCGUUUACUCAGCUCCUACCAGUGCUGGGAAAACAUUGGUUGCUGAGCUACUCAUUUUGAAGAGAGUCUUGGAGACCCAUAAGAAAGCUUUGUUCAUUCUCCCAUUUGUCUCUGUGGCCAAAGAGAAAAAGUAUUAUCUUCAGGCUUUGUUUCAAGAGGUGGGUGUACGGGUUGAAGGCUAUAUGGGAAACACCUCCCCAGCUGGACGUUUCUCUACCUUGGAUGUUGCUGUCUGCACGAUUGAGAGAGCUAAUGGUCUAAUCAACAGACUCAUAGAGGAAAACCAGAUGGAUUUACUGGGUAUGGUGGUUGUGGAUGAGUUGCACAUGCUGGGAGAUUCUCACCGGGGUUAUCUGCUGGAACUCCUGCUGACCAAAGUUCGUUUUAUUACAGAAAAGGUCACCAAAAGACAGGCAAAGGCAAGCAGUCCUGCUUUUGGUGGAAUACAAAUUGUUGGCAUGAGUGCCACCCUCCCUAACUUGCACCUGCUGGCUUCCUGGCUUAAUGCUGAGCUGUACCACACUGAUUUUCGCCCUGUGCCCCUCAUGGAAUGGGUGAAAAUUGGCAGCAAUAUUUAUGACUCGUCAAUGAAUCUAGUGCGGGAAUUUCAGCCCAUGCUGCAACUGAAGGGAGAUGAGGACCAUGUUGUAAGCCUGUGCUAUGAGACUGUUCGUGAUGGUCAUUCAGUCCUGCUCUUCUGUCCAUCCAAGAACUGGUGUGAGAAGCUGGCAGACAUCAUAGCUAGAGAGUUCUGCAACCUGCAGCUGUCUGAGAGAAAAACCUCAAACCUUCCACCAAUCCCCUUGAACAAAGAGGCAAUAGAGGAGGUGAUGGACCAGCUAAGACAAUCACUCUCGGGUCUGGACUCUGUGCUCCAGCGAACUUUACCAUGGGGAGUAGCAUUUCAUCAUGCAGGUCUUACCUUUGAUGAACGGGAUGUCAUUGAAGGGGCCUUUCGCCAGGGACUGAUUCGAGUCCUGGCAGCAACUUCUACACUUUCUUCUGGGGUGAAUUUGCCUGCACGCCGGGUAAUUAUCCGAACUCCUGUGUUUGGUGGCAAACUCCUGGACAUUCUGGCUUACAAGCAGAUGGCUGGGAGGGCUGGCAGAAAAGGAGCAGACACAGUGGGUGAGAGCAUUCUAGUGUGCAAGCCCUCAGAGAGGUCUAAAGGCAUUGCUCUACUGCAGGGAUCCCUCAAGCCUGUCCGCAGCUGCUUGCUCAGAAGAGAGGGGGAAGGAAUUACUUCUAGCAUGAUACGAGCAAUCCUUGAGAUCAUCGUGGGUGGAGUGGCCAGCACUCCAGAUGAUGUCCGGACCUAUGCUUCCUGUACGCUUCUUGUUGCCAGUUUGAAAGAUAACGAGCAGGGGAGUGAGAAAAAUGAGGACGGAGUUCAGAAUGGAGCUAUCGAGGCUUGUGUGGCAUGGCUGCUGCAGAAUGAAUUAAUCCAGGUUUCGGGCCCUAGUGAUGGAGUGAAAGCAGAGGUCUAUUGCCCAACGCAUCUUGGCUCUGCUACUCUUUCCUCUUCUCUUUCACCAAUGGAAGCCCUGGAAAUUUUUGCUGACCUCCAGAGAGCUAUGAAGGGGUUUGUCCUGGAGAAUGACCUGCACAUUGUCUAUUUGGUCACUCCUGUGUAUGAGGAGUGGACCACAAUUGACUGGUACCAGUUUUUCUGCCUGUGGGAGAAGCUGCCUGCUUCAAUGAAGCGAGUUGCUGAGCUGGUGGGAAUUGAAGAAGGCUUCCUUGCACGCUCUGUAAAGGGUAAAAUCAUAGUCAAAACAGAGAAACAGCACCGACAAAUGGCUAUCCACAAGAGGUUUUUCACCAGCCUGGCACUACUGGAUUUAAUCAGCGAGGUUCCCUUAAAAGAUAUUACCAAAAAAUAUGGCUGUAGCCGUGGCCAGCUUCAGUCCUUACAACAGUCUGCUGCCACCUACGCAGGAAUGGUAACAGUUUUCUCUAAUCGGCUGGGCUGGCACAACAUGGAACAGUUGCUCUCCCAGUUUCAGAGCCGCCUCACCUUUGGUGUCCAUAGGGAGCUGUGUGACCUGGUUCGCGUGUCUCUGCUGAAUGCGCAGCGUGCCAGAGCUCUUUAUAACACUGGCUUCAUUACUGUGGCUGACCUGGCGAAAGCAAAUCCUGCUGAUGUGGAAACUGCCCUGAAGACUACAGUGCCAUUCAAAAGCCUUCGUAGGGCGGUGGAUGAAGACGAAGAGGCAGCUGAGGAGCGCAGGAACACUCGCUGCAUCUGGAUGGCUGGAAUGAAGCAUGUCACUGAAAAUGAAGCUGCCUCCCUCAUUGUGGAGGAGGCUAGGACGCUCCUGCAACAGGACUUGGCUGUGAUGGGAGUACAGUGGAACCCAGAUUCUUACCUGGACUCUGAGUCAUCCUCUUCCAUGAUCAGCAGCGAGUCAGAGCUGGAGGACAGAAAAUACAGACUGAGCAGGGAGGGGUCAUUUGAGACCCUAAAAGCAUUUAACAAGGAAAGAUAUGGACUUCACCCCAACUCUCAGUCUGGGACUUCAGCAAAGAUUGAAAAGGGAAAUAAAAGGUUGCUAGGUGCCAGUACCCCAAAGGGCAGGCUCCAGAGCGAGGCCCAGAUAGAUCAGAUUCAAACAGAGGAAGGAAACAUUGAUGUCAUUGUACAGAGUGCUAGAAAACGACCACAUCUGAGCAAAGAUAAAGAAAACAUGGAAUUUACUUCCAAGAGAAAAAGCAAGGCAGGCUUCAGGGAAACAAGUCAAGAAUCCCCUACUGAAGAAGGCAAAAGACCAACCUUGAGCUUUGUUCCAACAAAAACUUCUGCUGUAUGUAGGCCAAGGAGAAUAAUGGGUGGAAGCUUAAAUCAAAAUAGAAACUGCAGCAGGGCUUUGAAGCAGCAUAGGUCACUGCUUGAAGAGUCAGGGAGGCAAAUAACAGGUAUAAAAGGGCCCCCUCUUUCCAGACAUAGCAAUUCUGAAAGUAAAUCCUUUCCAGAUGGAAGUAAUAAGGAACUGACAGAAAAAGGAUCGUUGGUUCACAAGGACAAAAUCUCAGGAUCUUUUCAUGAACGUUAUCCACUUAUAGGAAGCAAAGAGAAAAUGGAAGGACUGCUUAUGGAGCCUUCUGUUACGAAUGAAUGCAAGCCUAAAGAAAAAACAAUUUGUCAGGCAUCUAGGGAUUUUAUAAUGAGGGAUGCUGCAACUGUGAGAAUGGAGACAAGUGACACUGUGGGAGGCCUGAUGAUACCUAGUAGGGAGUUGAAAAAUGAGAAUAUUGGUGCCAAAGACAGUAAAGUUCAUGCUGGAAAAAAAUAUGCUAAACGGAUAUCUGGAAAACAGCAAAUGAUUCUAGAUACAGACCUCUGUAAUGAAAUAGUCAGCAGUUCUGCAAAAACACAUGUGAGUGAUGGUGCACACAAGCAGAAAACUGUUUGUUAUGAACCUAAAUCCUGCCUUUUCCCAAUUCAAAGCAAAAGCAAACAUAGCAGCGAAAGUCCCAAUGGCGUGUUGUUCAAGAGUGGAGGUGUGGGUAAAGCUGCUGAUAAUCAGCCUGAGGAUUUUUUGAGAGACUCCACAAUAAAAUCCAGAGCUGUUUGUAUUGCAAAAAGUAGCAAAAAUGGUUAUGCCCACGAUCUGUCCUUGGGCUAUGGAUACUUUGAGGACAGCUUCCAGUUGGAUACUCAGACGGAUAGGAUAAUACAGCAGCAGGUGGCAUCUGAAAUUGCAGGACAUCAGGGAGCGAAAGGCACAGAGCUGGCAGCCAUUGCUGUGCAGAAAACCUUCACAAAACUCCCCUGUGAUAAUGCUUUUCAAACUGAGAGUGUCGCUGAUAAAAACCUAGUUGCGGCAUUUAGAGAGAUGGACUCUUCAGGUCUUGUGACAACACUUGGUAUGAAACAGCCCACCGAUCUAUGUUGCAGUGCUAAAACUUUGGGCUCUGUGAGCUCUUGUUUACAGUCUGCAGUGAAAUUCCCAGAUGCUGCACUUUGCCUUAGAGGAAAUGAUUUUUCUGUCACUGACUCCCAGCUACGCAGCUUUUUACAAGGUUACCUAACCCAACCUUCAGUGAAGGAGAGUGUCUGUCUAGGUCUUCAGAAUGGAGCCCCCGUCUCCAAUGGCCAGAAUCUACACAUCAUACAUGUACAGGUAGAAUGUCACCCUGUUCCUGAAACUAGUCUCAAUACAAGCAAUAGUUUGCUGUUUGAAGAUAGUUUCGGUGAUGUCAAUGACCCUUCUGGUAUUCGUGCAGGUGAAGCUGAAGGGGUGGAAACCAGGGAACAGGGGAUUCUACCCUUUCCUCCUAACACCGUUUCUAGCUCUCUUGUUGGCUGUCUCCAUCAGCAGAGCUGGGGGCCUAUUCAGGAUGUAUGGAGUAUAAAUCAGGUUGAGCAGCAGCAGCCACCACAGUGUAAUGACGCGUCUCUUACGUUCUCUGAAAUUGAUUCUUUCCAGUUGGCUGAAGCUUUUGACAAUGUGAGCUCACCUCCUUUUCAAGGAGACUUGCCAUCAGCAGCUCUUGUUGAGCCAGAACUAAGAAAAUCUAUUGCUCAGGAGGACUCCGGACCAAUGGACAUAAAAGGAGAUAAAAGUGUAAGACCCCAGAAAGCCCAGCAAAAUGUAAAAAAACCCCCCAAUUCUAUAGUAUGGAGCGAACAUUCAUUUGAGUUAAGCCCAGGGUUGCAAGAAAUUCUAGACAAGUGGCCUAGCCCUUCAGGCAAUAAACCUGCUUCAUCGAGUCCAAGCAUCCCUGGCUCAAAGGAAAAAUUAGUUCUUUCAAACUGCAGCCAAGAGCAAGGUGCAGUGUUUGAAUUUGGCUGUGGUCAGAAAAAGCCAUUACCCCUUUGCCAGGGUUUAGAGAACUAUUUCACAGGUAGAGAGAGCAAUAGGGGAGCCUUGGAACAAAAACCAAAUUGUUCCCCUAAGUUUCUCAAGGGAAGCAGCAGGAAGCGUGAUCCUCAGCCAGGUAUUAGCAAUGGGCUUAUUCCUCCAACGCCGCCUAUGGAGCCUGCACCGAAGAGUUUUGGCACGUCCUCUCUGAAGUCUGGGAAAAAGAAAGAUGUCAUCCUCAUGAAUGAAGGCCCAUUCUGUCAGGUGCUGCAGAAUGGCAUACCUGUUUCAGACCAGCAAAUAGAAACACUACAGUUUAAUCCAGAAAAUGGAGGCCCACUUGAGAAUGACCCUGUAAAAGAGGAUUCUGUUAUAGACCAGGACUUUUCACUGCAGUUAUCUCAAGAUGUUUUGCCACUUAUUUCAUGCAGUGCUGAAAGUUUCACUAUCAUUGAUGUGGCAAGUGACAUGGAUCUCUUCCAGACCUUCAUCCAAGAAUGGAGGAACAAAAAUAGAUUUUCCAUCUCAGUGGCUUGCGAAAGAACAAAACGUCUCUUGUCCCCCAGAUCAACUAUAGGCGGCAGAUUCAAACAAGUAAGAUCUCCCCAGCAGAUCCAGGUUAAAGAUGAUGGAUUCCCUAUCAAAGGCUGUGAAGAUACCUUGAUAGUUGGGCUGGCAGUGUGCUGGGGUGGAAAGGAUGCCUACUAUGUCUCACUGCAGCAAAAGGCAGACGAUCAGGCUGAAGUCAGUGCCAGUUUGGCACCCCCUGCUUUGGAUCAGAACCUAUCUGUCACCGAGAGACUGUGUCAUCUCCAGUCCUGCUUGCAGAAAGAGCCUGAGGGAAAGCACUGUCUGGUUAUGUACGACUUCAUCCAACACUACAAGACCCUGCUAAUGGCCUGUGGCAUCUCCCUGGAAGGAAGCUUUGAGGACCCAAAGGUAGCAUGUUGGCUGCUGGAUCCUGGUUCUAAAGAACGUACUCUUCACAACAUGGUUACCAGCUUUCUCCCUCAUGAACUCCCCCUGCUUGAAGGAAUAGGAACUGGCCAAGGGGUGCAGAGCUUGGGGCUUAGUGCCAGUGCUGAUCACUCUGGGCGGUACAGAGCAGCUGUAGAGUCUGUGCUCAUCUUUGGCAUCAUGAAUCAGCUUAAUACACUGUUACAGAAGGAAAACCUAACAGAUGCUUUCUGCAAAGUGGAGAUGCCUACACAAUAUUGCUUGGCUCUGCUGGAGCUGAAUGGAAUUGGCUUUAGCACAGUGGCAUGUGAGACCCAGAAACACAUCAUGCAAGCUAAACUAAAUGAGAUUGAGACCCAGGCAUACCAGCUGGCAGGCCACAGCUUCUCCCUGACCAGCCCUGAUGACAUUGCAGAGGUCUUGUUUUUGGAACUGAAGUUGCCAAAUGGAGAUGUGAAAGCUCAAGGGAAUAAGAAAACUCUUGGUUACACAAGAAGAUGCACUACUAAAGGACACCGGAUCAGGCUGGGCAAGCAGUUCAGUACAACCAAGGAUGUUCUGGAGAAAUUAAAGACUUUACAUCCAUUACCAGGCCUGAUUCUAGAAUGGAGGCGAAUCACUAAUGCAAUGACCAAGGUGGUGUUUCCACUGCAGAGGGAGAAGCAUUUGAAUUCUUUACUGGGGAUGGAGAGGAUCUAUCCAAUCUCCCAAACUCAUACAGCUACAGGUCGUAUAAGCUUUGCAGAGCCAAAUAUCCAGAAUGUUCCAAAAGAUUUUGAGAUUGAAAUGCCAACCCUGGUUGAAGAGAGCCCACCUUCCCAAGCACGAAGAAAUGUCUCAGCUCUUCCUGGAGCCAGAAGUAGAAAGCAUCACAGUAUCUUGCCUCAGGGCUCAAACUCUGUGGCUGAAGAGGGGCCAAAGGGAAGAGGGAUGCCAUUUUCCGUGAGCAUGAGACAUGCUUUUGUUCCCUUCCCAGGUGGUUUAAUCUUGGCUGCUGAUUAUUCCCAAGUUGAACUGAGGAUCCUUGCUCAUUUGUCUGGUGACCGUCGGCUCAUUCAGGCCUUGAACAGUGGAGCUGAUGUCUUCAAGAGUAUUGCAGCCGAAUGGAAGAUGAUUGAUCCUGAAGCUGUUAGAGAUGAUACUAGGCAGCAAGCGAAGCAGAUCUGCUAUGGAAUCAUCUAUGGAAUAGGAGCUAAAUCUUUAGGAGAGCAGAUGGGUGUUGAGGAAAAUGAUGCUGCUAGCUACAUUGACUCCUUCAAAUCUAGAUACAAAGGGAUUCAGAAGUUUCUGCGGGAGACGGUGAACAACUGCAGCAGGGAUGGUUUUGUGAAGACCAUUCUAGGGAGGCGCAGAUACCUGCCAGCUAUCAGAGACCCCAACCCUUAUAGCAAAGCUCAUGCAGAGCGGCAAGCUGUGAAUACAACUGUUCAGGGUUCUGCCGCUGACCUUGUCAAAACAGCUACUGUGAACAUUCAGAGGCGGCUUGAAGCUUUCCCCUCCACAAUCAAGUCCCAUGGACACCUGGAGAGCUCUUUUCAGAUGGACAGGGCAGGAAGGUUAGAGAGGAGGAGAAACAGAAGGAUGUUACACCCCAUCACGGGAGGUUUCUUCAUCCUCCAACUCCAUGAUGAACUCCUCUAUGAGGUUGCAGAAGAUAAUGUAAUUCAGGUAGCUCAGAUUGUCAAGCAUGAGAUGGAGAACGCCAUGAAGCUUUCAGUGAAACUGAACGUUAAAGUGAGGAUUGGGCCCAGCUGGGGAGGCCUUCAGGACCUGGAGCUGUAGGUGCGAAAUGAACACCCAGCUUGCAACAGCACUGCAGCCCCACAGACUCGGCAGGCCAAAUGCAGCUUGACCUUGGGCAAGGACUGAAUUUGAAGCAUGCUUACUGCUGGAUUCAGCUGCUGGAGAAACUGGAGUUAGGGAGCCCUCUUAUGUAUUCACACAGGCGAAACUUUGAGAGAGGGCACUCAGUGCAGCGAGGAACAUUUCAAGGUAUAUAAAUAUUAAUUGCUGUAAGUGUAAAAUUGAAUGGAAUUCAUGUUAAAAUAUGUUCACUGAUAUAAUUUAUAAAAAACAAUGAAUUUACUGCAUCCAAAUCCAGAUGAACUUUUUUUAACAAAACAAAGCACGAGCAUCACUCAGGGAGAGGCUGUGUGGAAUUGCACACAGGGCAAAAAAAUAGCAUGUCAUUGUGUUUGUAUAUAGGAGCAGAUUUACUGCUUAGCCAGUGUGCUGGGCCCUGCUGGGGUCUUUUUACAAUGCAAAUUGAAGCUAUUAAAGUGUGCAACAGUUUUACAAAUGUCUGUGUAAUAGGCUGAAUGGUUUCCCAUGUGAUGCGUGUCAGCUGGAAGAGAGAGCUCUCCUUACUAGAGGGGACAUUGGCCUGCGAAGGGUUUAAUAUCUGAUACAAGGGUCUGGGGAUAGCAGCAGUUCUCUGUUCCCUGCUGUCUCGAUCAGGAUCAUCUUAAAAUUGACCCUUAGGAUUAUAUUGUUUGGGUUCUAACUGCAAAACGCCUUUAAAAAUGAAGGCCUGGACUAGGACCGAUUUAAAAAAAAAAACAAAACAAAAAACAAAAAAACCCCAAAACCCAAACCCUAUCUCCCUGGUUAAAAUCCAGAGCUGAAAGGCCAGAACAAACAGCUUCUUCAGCGUCUGCAUUUUCUGGUCCCAUCUGCUGCUGAUGUUUCAUGUAACCAGUGGGGGCUUCAUGUUCUUAAUUAUUCUUCUUUCAGAUACCGGCUUUUCUUGUGCUUUAGUGCGGUUGCUGCUGGUCAGUCUGGGCUGAAAGUUGCUCUGUUUUCCUCCCUUUCAGUCUGGUUGUGCUCUUGUUUCAGUGCCUCUUACUUGACCAUCAUACAAAGGUAGAACAUUGUGUUUUUUGAGGAACAUAGGAAGUGCAGCCUGGCACAGGCCUGAACAUCCAUCCAAGCUGCGUCCUCUAACAGCCACCCUUGCUAGAUACUUCAGAAAGAAACCAAAAAAACUCCAUAGCAGGCAGACUUGGCUUCAUCACAUUCAGGUCACGUCCUCACCCCUAAUACAUAGAGACUUGGUGUAAGACCAAAGGUUUAACUCACUUUUGAGAUUAUUAGCAUUAAAUUGGCAUAUUGAUUUUUCAGGUGAAAGGUCCAGUCCUGAAUUUUCCACCUUUUCAUUGACGGUCCCCUUGUGUAUCACAUGACAGGCAGAACAGAGGCUCCUGAUCUGCUCUAUCUGCUCUGUUAACUUCUAAUCUCCUCUCCCCUCAUUCAUCUCCCUUCCCAGGUGAAAUAUCCCCAGCCUUUUCACUUUCAUCCUGACAAUGUUUUGAAGCGUCUUAUUGUUUUCUGCCCUCAUUCUCAAACUUCCUUCCUACCCUUUGUCAGAAGGGCCUGUCUGAUGCUGUCUUUGUAGGCUGCACUGAGAUGGAGUGCGCUGCAGUUGGUGCCUUUUGAGAGAGGCCUGGCAGCGUGCAACGGCUUGUUAGUCAAAAUGAUGCUUUCCCUGUGGCCGUUACCUUGCUGAUGGGGUCACAUGAACUGAAUCUUCAUGAAUGUGAUGAGUUAAAAACAGUGUGAAUGCAGUCAGUAUGCUGUAGGGUCAGGUCACUGGGCAUUUGUCUUCCAUACCUUUUUGAUGUGUUGGGAGCAAGACAAGAUUCAAAACUCUAAGUAACAGUCACCUUUGUUCCAUGUCCCAGCUUAGACCUGACCAGUCAUGAAAGACACAGGCCACCAUCACGCUUCUACUCCUUUGCUCAGGUCCUCACCUCACAGUCUGUGCUGCAUCACGGUUCCCUCUGUGUUAUUUUAUGCUGUGCCUGUCACUGUGGUAUUUGACACCGCUUGUACACUUCAGUAUGUACGUCUGCCAGUGGAGCGGUGUUAAUUUUCUCUGCUCUGAGCUUUUGAAACUCCUUAGUAUUAAGAGAUUAGAGCUUUGGGGGUGUGAAGAGACCCUGAACACAGGAGCCAGUCUGCAUUUGCUACUGAGUCAUCCCAGCCUAACAAGGUCCUUGUGCCUGAGUCUCCUGCAGGGACACACCUGUGCUGGUGUCAGGCCUCUGCAGGGUUACUGUAAUUAGUUACUUGCUCUCUGAUAUAUUUUUGUAUUUUCCUCCUGAGUUCUGUUUUUAGAAAUGGUGAGAGGCUGGAUCUCCAGCUUGUUCUCUGCAAGGCCUGCUUGUGGGGAAUGCUAAUGAAUAAAAUGAUUGACAAGGAGCUAAACUUAUUGUGAUAAACAAACUCAGUGGAUUCAUUAUCAUUAAGCAAUAAUUUAGAGCAAAUGAGAAGAUGAAGGUGGCCGCUGCUCUGCGAGCAAGGGGGCUGCUGCAUUUGAGUCAUCAGAUUUGCAUCGGCACUGGUUGUGAGCCAUCGCCUGGCUGAUGCUAUUUUUGCUCCUUAACUCGGAUUAGGUUUUCUUUAACCGUUAACAAGACCAAGCAGGGAAUCGGGCAGUGCUGGGAGGCAGGGGAGGUGGGCAUCGCUUUGGCUGCUUGCUGGAGCAGGUUUUGGGUGAAGAGAAGAAUCCUUUAGAGACAAGAAAAGGAACUUGAUGAAGAGAGGAGUAGUGUAUGGUGCUGGUCUGCCUCUCUGGACUGGGAAUCUCCUGCCCUUCUAGACAGUCUGUUUCAGGAGGUGGGCCUGAAUCUGUAGUUGUUUGUUCUUCACUGUAAAUUAGCUGGUAGGUCUCCCAGGGGAGAGCUGCCUGGGGGUGGGAGCAGGGGGGAGUGAUUCUGUUCCCCACUGCUAUGGUGGAGCCAAGCAGCUGUUUAGCUGGCAGUUGGUUUUGCUGCUUUUGGUUCCUGGUACCUGGCAGCCAGUGACUGGGUUCCCACCGCACAGGCUGAUGAGACGCCUCCCUCCAUACCUGCCAGCAGGAGGCCUCUGCACCACUCUGGAGUUUUGUUGUCUUUUCCCCCGUUUUUGUCUCUCUCAUCUGACAGCAUUGCAUGCCACAGCUCCAGCUGGUGGGUUCCCUCCUCCUUGGCUGUACAGAAGCAAACAGUGAGUGAAUGAGAAGAGAAAGAAAGGGGGUCUCGGGGUUGUGCCUUGUUGCAGCAGCGCCUUUGCUCACUGUGCUCCAGCAGUCACAGAGUUGCCCUAGCAGCCAGUUCUUGUCUGGGGAGGAGAUAAGCAGCUAACGGUGGCCAAAGAACAGGUAAGGGACUAUUUAGAAAAACUGGAUGUGCACUAGUUCAUGGGGCCAAACAGGAUGCCCCUGAGGGUGCUGAGGGAGUUGAUCAGUGCGAUUGCAGAGCCGUUGGCCAUUAUCUUUGAAAACUCAUGGUGACUGGGGAGAUCCCGGAUGAUUGGAAACGGGCAAAUAUAGUGGCCAUCUUUAAGAAAUGGAAGAAGGUGGAUCCAGGGAACUAUAGACCAAUCAACCUCACCUCAGUCCCUGGAAAAAUCAUGGAGCAGAUCCUCAAGGAGUCCAUUUCUAAGCCAGGUGCAGUAGUCUGGGAGAUAAUCUUCUCUGUGAAGACUGGGGUGAAAAAGGCAUUGAGCACUUCAGCCUUUCCUACAUCCUCAGUCACUAGGUUGCCUCCCCCAUUCAGUAAGGGACCCACGCUUUCCCUAAUCGUCCUCUUGUUGCUGACAUACUUGUAGAAACCCUUCUUGUUACCCUUCAUGUUCCUUGCUAGCUGCAACUCCAGUUCUACUUUGGCCUUCCUAAUUUCAUCCCUGCAUGCCCAAGCAAUGUUCUUAUACUCCUGCCUAGUUGUUUGUCCAAGUUUCCACUUACUAUACACUUCCUUUUUGUGAUUUAAUUUACUGAAGAGUUCCCUGCUAAGCCAAGCUGGUCUUCUGCCAUACUUGUUGGUCUUCCUGUACAUCGGGAUGGUUUGUUCCUGCACUCUCAGUGAGGCUUCUUUAAAGCACAGCCAGCUCUCCUGGACUCCUCUCCCCCUCAGACUGGCUUCCCUGGAGAUCCUGCCCAUGAGUUCCCUGAGCGAGUCAAAGUCUGCUUUUCUGAAGUCCAAGGUCCUUACUCUGCUGAUCUAUAGCAGACCCCAGCUACGACAUCACUCUUGUUGCUCUCCCCUCUGCCUAACCCAGAGGCUCAACAGGCCUGUCUCCAGCUUCAUACUGGAGCUCUAUGGAUAAAUGUAAGGGUUGCAUGGGAGCUGCAGUCAUAUUUUCUCUAGACCAGGGGUGUCAGAGAUGCAGUCCUGCUGCUCAUUUGGUUUUAUAUAAGGCGUUGUCUGCUGAACAAAACAGACAAAGAUGUGAGGGAGGGGGCAGCAACUCCACUGAACAUCAGCCGGUCCUUGGCAGCAGUUUCCCCAUGGGGACUAGAAUCUAAAUCUAAUGAAGGAGUUGUCACAUUCAGAGGGGAACUGCUUCAGCACUACUUAGCACAAAAUAUGAGGAGUCGUAUGAAACAGUUAUCAGGAAGCAUCUGACACAUGGUAAAUCCACUACUGGUUUGAACUUGGUAUAUACAUAUGUCAGUCUGCUUUCAGCCCUAAUGUUUGUAUUUCACAUAUCCUAGUGCUUUACACGCUGAUGGUAGACUGUACAAGCAAAUGGUGUCACCAUGGUGUACUCAUUAAUAGCCUAUGGCUGGGAUUUUCAGUGAACCCAACUAAUUUAGGAGCACAAGUGGCACUGCAUGUGUGAGGCAGCCAGACCUGCACUCUACCUCACUACUCUCCCAGCAUGUGCCAGGAAUAUCUGAGCAAUUGGAGCACAGAGGUAACAGCUGAGAAUGCGAAGAUGGCACUGCUGGUCCUGAUCUUGCAAAGCAGCUGAAGAUGGACCAAAGCUGUAACUGUCAGCUGUACUGCUGCUUGUAAGCCAUGUAGCAACAUCCACUAUUAACUGUUAUCGAAGCCAAACGCCUUGGAAAUGUCUGGAAAAAAAAAAGUGAAUUACACAGCUUAAUAUCAAUUCUUGCCUUUAUUUUCUUUCCACCCAUUUUUUUUUUCACUGGGGACUCAGAACAGCUUCAGUCAAAGGUACCUUUGUGAGGCUGAUCUCGGAUACCUGUUGAACAGCAAAUGGUUAGCACAGCAGGAGAGUGGGGUUUCCCCCAGGAUUUUAGCCUUCAUUUUGAAAUACAGGAGAGGACUCGUUAACAAAAACCACACACAGUUUGUCCACGUUUCCUUGACACUGAGCCAGAAUACUGGACAUCAUUAAAAAGGUACAAUAUUUGGAUUUGUCAAUUAAUCACAUAACAGAAAACACAUGAAUGAAAACACUCUUUUACAGGACUAUUGCUCUUACACCUAGAUGAAGUGUUGACUACAAAUGGAAACAUGUAGCUCAUUAAUGAGAGAGAGUGUGUUCUUACUGAGACCGUACCAAGGAAAAACAAUCAAGACCUGAAAUAUACUGUGCUUGAAUUCACCUUUAGGUUUUGAAAUGUGACGUGGGAGACCCAGGGUGCAGUUACAGGAUGCUCAUUUGCCUGUGACAAAAUAUACAUAAUUUAUACACGGAAUAGUCCUGAGGUUGAAUGCAGCUCUUACACAAGCUGCAGUGUUUUUUCACUUGUUAAAUUGUGUACUGAAAAAUAAUUUUCUCUCUAUAUUCAUUAUAGUGCACAUAAGGGACUGGGUGUGAGAUGGCCUCUGAAAAAGGAACAUAUAAAAUCUUUUACAGCAGAUAUUUGGGUGUUAACUUCAUACAGUAUGUGUAAUAAACAGAGUAUCAUUGUUUCAGUGUUAGACCAUUACCUAUAGUCUUGUCAGACAGAGUCUGAUUUAUAUUCAGGAGUGUGGUCGGACCGUGUUGACUCGAGUACAAAUAGAUAAGAACAUAAAAAAAAAAAAAAGAAGUCUCAUUAGAAAACUAGUGUAAUUAUACAAACUAAAGCCUGGACUGCCUGCUGAAUUUCCUUUGGAUUUUUUGUUAAAAUUCAGGAUUGAAGUUUUGUAUUGUUCUACCUCUAGGAGUUGAAUCUAGAACCAUUCUUAAGAUGGUGAAGACUUGCUUAUUGUCAAAGCAUGUCAGGAGUCUGAAUACAUUUUCUCUACAUAGUCUGCCUACCGGCAGUGUGUGUAAGAAAUAAAUGUGCGUCUUGUAUGCUCUCUGGCAGGGUUCCAUAGAUUGAGUUGUCUGGCGUGGGUAUGAGAACUUUUUAUGUAUUUUGAGAGCAAAAAAUGCCACUAUCUGAAGACGAAAGCAAUUUUAAUCGCACAAAUUUAUAUUAAAAACCUCUUGAAUUGG
This is a messenger RNA of Alligator mississippiensis (American alligator), 14219 nucleotides long. RefSeq names its product DNA polymerase theta (gene POLQ). Lineage: Eukaryota; Metazoa; Chordata; Crocodylia; Alligatoridae. The coding region runs from base 57 to 7844 and encodes 2595 amino acids. Gene Ontology annotation, molecular function: ATP binding; DNA binding; DNA-directed DNA polymerase activity. Gene Ontology annotation, biological process: double-strand break repair via alternative nonhomologous end joining; DNA-templated DNA replication. The transcript is spliced from 30 exons. The record is from RefSeq and is a predicted model, not a curated record.